AUGGGGUCCGUUUCCACCGGUUGGAAGCUAACCGCUGCCUUGAGGGAUAACAUAUACAAAUAUGCUGCCUUUCCUCAGACCUCCGUAAAUAUAAGACAAAUGGUGCAGUUUGGGCCGAGUCCGUCCCCUGGACUGAUCUUUCUUGCAUCUCAGUUCAUCGUAGAAGAGCUUCCAAUUCGAUUGGCCUUGAAAGUCCGGGAUUUGGACAAUGCGCCUCUUGGUUUGCUGAAAAUGCCUUCUACUAUUAAGGUCAAAAAUUGGUACGCACAGUCUUUUGAGGAGCUCACUUCGUUGCCCAAGCCCAAAAUCGAUGACAAUUUAAAGAAGCUACUUUUCAGUGCAGGCACAGAACAGUCCAUAAGGGACGCCGCCAAAUUGGCGCUGGCUGAGAACUUGAAAGAAAUUGAUGUCAUUCAGGAGACUAUCAAUUUGGCGCAAGUCGAGAAGUCAAAUCCAGCCGUGAACAAUCUUUUUUCGGACGACGGAAUGGUGGUAAGAUCACAUAGUCAUGGAGGAGCAGAAAGUGCUGCUAGCACACGCACCAGAACAGAAUCGCCAACUUUUGGUAAAACAUAUUUUAACCCUUGUCCUAGCGACAUUGUGUGGCCCAAGGAGGUCUACGACUACAAUAAAUUAGUGUGCGAUGCGUUAACAAAGAUUAAAAAGAGACAUGAUGCUACGGUUGCCACUAUGGCUCAAGGUGUACAAGAAUGGAAGACCGAGCAUAAGCUCAUUCAAGUCAAUUCAGCUAUUCAAACUUUCUUGGAUCGCUUUUACAUGCUGCGUAUCGGUAUAAGAAUGCUCAUUGGUCAACACAUUGCACUCAAUAUGUCACAAGCUCUGGCAACGAGACAGAAAAUAAGUAAGUUUUUGAAUGGUUCCAACGGCAAUUCCUUGUCUUCCAAGAACGUUCGCAACAACUACGUUGGCGUGAUUUGUACUGACUGCAAUGUCAAAGAGAUUGCCGAAGACGCCAUUGAAACCGCAAAAUACAUUUGCGAAGAAUACUAUGGUCUUUUUGAAGCACCCGAGAUCCGCUUGAUCGCACCACAAGAACUGAUAAACUUCAUGUACGUCCCCGGCCACUUGAUUCAUAUGUUUUUCGAGGUGUUGAAGAAUUCUUUGAGAGCAAGUAUCGAAUUUCAUACGCCGUUGCUCAAACAAAAGAUGAUGGACGAGAAUCCCAACCUCAAGGCUGAAGAAAUUGACCUCAAUGACUUAAAAUUUCCUCCUAUCAAAGUCAUUAUAUCAGAAGGGUAUGAGGAUAUUACCAUCAAAAUUUCAGACGAGGGUGGUGGUAUUGCAAGAAGCGAGGUCCCAUUGAUCUGGACCUAUCUUUACACCACCGUAGACCAAACACCAACUCUUGAUGCGGAGUACAACCAAACAAGCUUCAAGGCACCUAUGGCUGGCUUUGGCUACGGGCUUCCCAUUUCCAGACUUUAUGCUCAGUACUUUGGCGGCGAUUUGAAGCUCAUCUCAAUGGAGGGCUACGGUACAGACGUAUACAUCCACUUGAAUCGGUUGAGCAGCUCGCUGGAGCCACUUGCUUAG
Messenger RNA from Australozyma saopauloensis, 1554 nucleotides. It is a transcript of the gene PDK2, whose product is annotated as protein kinase. NCBI's taxonomy places the organism in Eukaryota, Fungi, Ascomycota, Pichiomycetes, Serinales, Metschnikowiaceae. The coding region runs from base 1 to 1554 and encodes 517 amino acids. The record is from RefSeq and is a predicted model, not a curated record. Gene Ontology annotation, cellular component: mitochondrion. The transcript has a single exon. Gene Ontology annotation, molecular function: pyruvate dehydrogenase (acetyl-transferring) kinase activity. Gene Ontology annotation, biological process: protein phosphorylation; regulation of glucose metabolic process.